AUGGCUUCCCAAGAGGAAAAGCAAGCUCAGCCCUUUGCAGACUUCUUUGAUGAAGAUGAAGCUGAAAAAUCCUUUCUACUGUCCAAGCCCACUUGCUUCAUUAUCCUUGGAAAGCCAGGUUCUGGAAAGAAAACAUUAGCAAGAAAACUAGCACAAAUAUGGAAAUGCGUUUUCAUAGAAGCUUUGGAAGUUAUUCAAAUGAAUAUUCGUGAAGAAACAGAAUAUGGGCUUCAGUGUCAAGAGUUGCUUUUUAAAGGUCAAAGUAUUUCUGAAGAACUGGUUACAGAAAUGAUUCUGAAAAAGAUUGAGUCACCAGAAGUUGCUCAUUUUGGUUAUGUUCUCAGUGGAUUUCCUUCUCUCUCAGAGGAAUACAUGACUAUUUCACAGCAAAUAGAAAAAAUAAAGAAUCUAAAAUUAAAACCAGAUUUCCUGAUUAACAUUAAGUGUCCAGAUUAUGACUUAUGCCAAAGAAUAACAGGACAAAGACAACACCCUAUUUCAGGGCAGGUAUAUCAGAGGAACCAGUGGGAUCCUAAUGUUAUUAAAAAGCAUGAGAAAGAUGAAGAAGAGAAUGCAGAAGAGAAUGAAGAAGAAGAAGAAAAGCUAGAAGAAGAAGAAGAGGAGGAGGAGGUAAAUAUUGAAGAUCCACUUAUGAUGUCAGAAUUUUUGCAUCAGUUAGUGCAGAGGCCUGAAGAUAUUCUUGAAAAUGCAGAGGAAAGAAUUGGAAUGUAUAAGGAUAUAAUGCUUCAUCCUUUAGAAGACUUGAUGGCUGAACAGGUUUGUCACCAUCUCAUUGAACUGGAUGGAAAUCAGCAACCGGAUGAUCUCUUUCUAUCAGUGGCAGUUCAGCUUCAGUCGCUGGGUGUUCAAAAUGGAGCUCCUAUAAUUAGACUUCCAAAUCCAGAAGAAGAAAUGCUGGAGGGACUGGAAAGUGAUGAACUUCUCCGUGUUCUGUCAUCUUACAACUUAAUAGCACCCAGAUAUCGAUGGCGUAGAAGUAGAUGGGGGCAAGCAUGUCCCGUGGCUCUAAAGGAAGGUGAUAUCGUAAUGGGAAACCGAGAAUUGGCUGUCAGUUUUCUAGGUAAAAUGUACAUGCUGUCAUCCCCAGAGGCAUUGAAAACAUUUAUGUUGAAUCCACGGCCUUACCUGUUGCCACCAAUGCCACUUCCUCCUUGUAAAGUGCUAGUAUUUGGUCCUCCAUUCUCUGGAAGAACAACAAUUUGUAACCUAAUUGCACACAAAUAUAAAGGAAAGGUUCUUGAUAUGGCCAAACUCAUUCAAGCACAUGUGGAAGAAUCAAAAGAAGAAAACAUUGAGCAAGUGCGAAGGGAUGCAGUAGAAAAGGCUAUAACAGCAGUGAAAAAUAGAUUGGAAUUAGCAAAACAGUCAAGAGAAUCAGGAGACUUACAAGAACAGAGUAGGGUCAAGGAAAUAGAUGAUUCUGAAGAACCCGCUGAAACCAGAGAGGGAAUGAACUUGGAAGAGGGGACUACUGUAAAACCUGACAUCAUCCAAAAAGGAAUGUCAGAGAUAACUGCAGACCACCCAGAAGUUCAAGCGAUGAUAGAAGAAGCUGUAAAAAGUGCGUCAGCCUCUGAAGUUACAUUGUCACCUGAAAUAUAUGCUGAAGUACUGGAGAGAGCUAUUGCAGAG
Apaloderma vittatum (bar-tailed trogon) is the source of this 1653-nucleotide messenger RNA. Its product is annotated as adenylate kinase 9-like. The record is from RefSeq and is a predicted model, not a curated record. The annotation marks the transcript as partial. The transcript has 14 exons. Gene Ontology annotation, cellular component: cytoplasm. Gene Ontology annotation, biological process: nucleobase-containing compound metabolic process. Lineage: Eukaryota; Metazoa; Chordata; Aves; Trogoniformes; Trogonidae. Gene Ontology annotation, molecular function: AMP kinase activity; ATP binding.